This is a messenger RNA of Sciurus carolinensis (gray squirrel), 5142 nucleotides long. It is a transcript of the gene Ifnar1, whose product is annotated as interferon alpha and beta receptor subunit 1. Gene Ontology annotation, molecular function: protein binding. The record is from RefSeq and is a predicted model, not a curated record. NCBI's taxonomy places the organism in Eukaryota, Metazoa, Chordata, Mammalia, Rodentia, Sciuridae. Bases 158 to 1828 code for a protein of 556 amino acids. The transcript has 11 exons.
CCUGGCGGCGGUGGGUUCGCGGGAGGGUCGGGAGAGACCGGGGCGGUGCUUUCGCGGAGCGGUGGCUGCGCGCAGAAGUUUGCCGGUGGCCUGGGCGCAGCUUGCGUGAAGCGUGACCGAGGAUGUGAGCGGCCCGGACCGCCGCGGCCCGCGGACGAUGCUCACCCUCCUCAGCGCGAUGACGCUGAUGCUGGUCGCCGGGGCGCAGGGGCUGCUACCCGCAGUCGCAGAUGAAAAAAAUCUAAAGCCUCCUGAGAAUAUAGAGGUCUACAUCAUAGAUGACAACUUCACCCUGGAGUGGAACAGCAGUGAUGGGACUGUUGGGAAUGUGACCUUUUCAGCAGUUUAUCAAACACCUGAGAUGGAUGAUUGGAUAAAAUUGCCUGGCUGUCAACAUACUGCAGGCACCAAAUGCUAUUUUUCUCUCCCUGAUUUGGAUGUUUAUGAAGAACUUCAAUUGCGAAUAAGAACAGAAAAAGGAAAUGACACUUCUUCAUGGAGUGAAGUUUACUCAUUUAUACCAUUUAACAAAGCUCAAAUUGGUCCUCCAAAAGUACAUUUAGCAGCUGAAGAUAAGGCAAUAACAGUAUACAUCUCUCCUCCUGGGACAGCGGACAAUGUUAUGUGGUCUUUGGAUAAUAAAGCCUUUACAUACAGUUUAGUUAUGUGGAAAAAUUCUUCAAAUAUAGAAGAAAGGAUUGAAAAGGUUCAACCUGGUGGUAAAAUUUAUAAACUUUCACCAGAGACUACUUAUUGUUUAAAAGUUAGAGCACAACUACUUUUGUAUAGCAAAAUUGGUAUCUAUAGUCCAGUGUGUUGUAUAAAUACCACAGUUGAAAAUAAGCUGCCUCCACCAGAAAAUUUAGAAAUCAGUGCUAACAAUAAGAGCUAUAUUAUGAAAUGGGAUUAUGCAUAUGUGAACGUGACCUUUCAAGCUCAAUGGCUCCAUGGCUUUUUAAAAAUUGCUUCUGGGACCAAUUUACAUAAAUGGGAACAAAUACCUAACUGUGAACACAUCAAAACUACAUAUUGUGUCUUUCUUCGAAAAUUUUUCCCAAAAGGAAUUUACUAUCUCCGGGUACAAGCAUCUAAUGGAAAUAGCACAUCUUUUUGGUCUGAAGAGAAAAAAUUAAAUACUGCAAUAUACACCAUCAUACCUCCUCCAGUCAUUAGCAUGAAACCCGUUAAUGAUUCUCUGCGUGUCGAUAUCAAUGCUCCAGGAGUCCCACUAAUUUAUGAAAUUAUUUUUUGGGAAAACAAUUCAAAUACUGAGAGAAAAUAUCAAGGAGGAAAAACCGAUUUUACUAUUGCCAACUUGCAACCACUGACUGUGUAUUGUGUCAAAGCGAGAGCACACUUUGUGAGUAAAUCGUGGAAUAAAAGCAGUGUUUUUAGCGAUAUAGUGUGCGAGAAAACAAAACCAGGAAAUUCUUACAAAAGCUGGGUGAUAGCUGGAAUUUGCAUUGCAGCAGUUUUUAUUGUAGUUAUCAUUUACAUUAUGAAAAACCUCCUGAGAUGUUUCAAUUAUGUGUUCUUCCCAUCACUUAAACCUCCCUCCAAUAUUGAUAAGUAUUUGUCCGAACAGCCAUUAAAGAAUCUUCUACUUCUGACAACUGAGGAACAAAUUGAAAGGUGUUUUAUAAUUGAAAACACAAACACAAAUACUAUAAUGAAGGAAACUAAUCAAAUUGAUGAGGAUCACAAAAGGUACAAUUCCCAAACCAGUCAAGAUUCAGGAAACUAUUCUAAUGAAGAUGAAAAUACGGGAAGUAAAGCAAGUGAAGAACUUCUGCAACUGGAAACUGGGUCCCCAGAAAUGAACUCUUAAAAUGCUCGUUGCCAUGUGGAGUUCAUGCUGGAUCUUAAGCUCCUUAUGCCUGUAAAGAGAAUGUUUGCUUCUUGGGGAAGGAAAAACACCUUCAGAUCACAGUUCCUAGAAAUACAGCAGGCAUUUAACUAUUUAAAAAUGAAAUCACAGGAGUUUGGAGAAAUGUGUUCUACCUUCUUGUCAUCAAGCCUGUCUUGGAUACAAUGAGCAAUUCAGGAAGGUGGCCAGGGUCUUUCCAAUGGUAGCUCAAGUACCAUGGUGCUGUUUUGUGGCUAAAGACAGUUUGUGUGCCUGUCAGUACUGACACGGAUGCUGCUGGUUGCUGCAUGUGGCAUUUGUUCUCCAUUCCCAAUAACAUCUCAUUAUUUCUCAGGAGAUAUUAGAACAUUUGGUCUUUUGUUAGGCACUUAGGAAAUUUCUUUAGAAUAGUCUGAAUAACAUUAUCGCCUGGUUUUCUGAAAAGCAUCUCGUCCUGGAAGACAACCACAAAUGCCAGAAAAAUAGUCCUUCAAAAUGUUCAGGGGAAUUCUUUGCAACGUCCUGCGGUAUUGUGCAGCUACCUGUCCAUCCCUUACAUGGUUUAGGAUUAAAACCAGGUAAUCUUUUACUAUGCAUUAAGACUUCCUGAUUCAUAACUCAUUAGAGCUCUUGGCAGUCACUGAUGUCGUCAGGUAGAAUUAGAGAAGCCAUCGUUAUAUUUUAAAAUCUCAGUGUACACUUAUAAGGCACAACAGACAUAGGUCAUCCUAGGAUCAGAAAAUUCCAGUGAUGGAAAAGAAGGAGAGAGAAGUGGAAUCAUUCAGUAGGAAAGCAAGUAAAUUUGGUGGGGAAAAAAAAAAAAAAAAAAAAAAAAGAAUUUGUCUAGUCAACUUCUAAUUAUUAACCCACUGUAUUUUUAUGGCUUAUCUGUUACUUCUCAUACCAGGAAAACUUCUCUAUAUUGUCUAGCAGUAUUCAGAUGCCCUUCUGUUCAGCCUGAAUGUACUCAAGAAAAUGCAAAUUAUUUACUAUGAACAUGAAGGAGAAAACACAAUGAGGAAGAAAAGCCUAAAAUUUUGAAAAUUGUAUAGUGCUUUCCAAAGGCACCUAGAGCUUAUUUUUAAAUUACUUAAAAUUCAGGAUUAUCCAUAGAUGCCUUUUGCAGCAGAAAGUCUAGAAAUUCUGGUGACCUCUAGGGCAGAACUCUCACCAGUUGCUGCGGCAGGAACCGCUGAGAGAGAAGAACACAUGGCAUCCGAGGGUGUGCUGGGCACGCAUCACUAAGGCCGGUCCUGUUCACAUCGUCUUCUCUGUUGCGGAACCCCAUCAUCCAGGAGGAGGGACCGGCUGGCAGGGCCGUGGUGCUCAGCAUGUCCUAGGCACCUGUGCGUGAGCAUGCACCCACACCAUGUGCUUCUGUCCCUGUCGACUGGCUCCCGAGUCAUCUCAGCAGAGCACCAAGGCCAUGGAAGAGGCCCGAGGGUCACCACUGAGAUCCCAGAAGACUCUCUUCUCUUCCUGACCAGAGGCACUCGGUUUAAAGUGCAGCUUCUGGGUUAAGCAUGCAACUGUAAAGGCCCUGUCACUUUGAAAGUUCGCCUCUUAGAGAAAUCAGGAACAUGUCAAAGCCCCUGCCACUGUUGCCUCUUGUACUAUGUCACUUCAGUGAUCCUGUCCAGCAUGUCUGACCCUGUGUUCACCACAGCAGAAAAGCUGCUGUCUUACACCAGGCAGCCUAAAAAGAAACAGUGCCUUGUUAGGGUAUGAAGACGGGAAAACUCAUAAAUGAACACUGAGGUAGCAGUGAAAUUGGCAGGUCCCUAAGAUCUGGGGACAGAUGUCUUCAUGUGACACUCCGUGGCUCUGAACAAGCACUAAGCAAAAAGAAAAACGGGAAACGGGCUUCUCUUUUGCCCCCCGUUCCAGACACACGGUCAGUGCCGUUCUGUGCUCCACAGCGUUCUGUUGGUGUUUCGUCAGGCUGUGCUGCUUAGUUGUAAGGUGGUGGGCAUUUUUUUUUAAUAAUAGCUUUUACUUAGAAAUAUUAUCCACUUGGGCUGGCCUCAGUGGCACACACCUGUGUGACCCUCAGCAGAAGACUGAGGCAGGAGGAUUACAAAUUUGAGGUUAGCCACAGCAACUUAGCAAGAACCCUUCUCAAAACGUUUUCAAAAAACGGGGCUGGAGGUGUAGCUUAGUGGUAAAGCACCCCUGGGUUCAAUCCGCAGUACCUCCCCCCCGGGGCAGGGGGAUUACACACACACACACACACACACACACACACACACACACACACUUGGAAACCCUAAUAAACUGCCUAAAAUUUAGAGUGUUACUGGUUUUUGGAAAGACUAAAUAUGAUCUGAGAAUUCAUGCAAGAGACAUUCUAUAUAAUAUGUGUGGAUAUAUGUGAAAAGUGAUUCAGGCCUGUAAACAUACGUAUGUAUACUGACAUAUGCUCAGACAUACGAUGGUGACCCUUAUUCUAUCAGUAUGGCCAAAAAAAGUACUUACUAAGGUAGAUUCUAAUUAGAAACAUUUUAGUUCAAAACUAUGACUUGCAUCUGACCAGAAAUUUGUAACCUGUAAAAAGUUAAUCUAAAAAUAUAAUUUAGUCCAGGCUUGGCAGCACACACCUGUAGUCCCAGCUACUUGUAAAGGCUGAAGUAUGAGGAGCACUUGACCCAGGAAUUCAGGACCAGCCUGGGCAACAUAGGAAGACCCUGUCUCAAAAAAAAAAAAAAAAAAAAAAAAAAAAAAAAAAAAAAACCUAAAAAUUUAUAGUUUGUAUCUUUCCCAGAAACAAGGCUAUGUCAUUUAAAACAGCCUCAGAUUGCUCUUGAGUUUGGGGGGAGGGUAUAGAGAAUCCUCCCAACCCCAUCCCGCAUGACUGGGACCGUUCAGUAUUCACUUGUUUUCUGUGAUGUCUGUCUGCCCACACUAGAGCAGAGCUCUGUGAGUGGGGAUUCUGUUCAUCCCUGUGUCCCCUGUACCUCUACUGUGGUGCACAGCACAUGGGAGAGUGCUCAGAAUCCUUAUGGAAUGAAUGAGGUUUGGUUUUUGUUGUUGUUUUGUUUGUUUGUUUUGCGGUGCUGGGGAUCAAACCCAGGGCUUUGGGCUUGCAAGGCAAGCACUCUACCGACUGAGCUAUCUCCCCAGCCCUGAAUGAGGUUUAAGAGUUAAACCAGAUGAGUGUUCUAGCAGUGUUUGUUUUAUUGAAUUAGGACAUGACUGAGUUUUCAAUGUUUUUAUGCAACAAGUUUUUAUCUUGUAGUUUGUGUAUUUGUCUUUUUACUAUUGUAAACAACUUCAUCCAAUAAACACUGGAGCCAGAA